CGAAGAUCUGCGAUUCUGUGGCCCAGUCUUGAUGAACGGCGGUUGGAUAAGAAGACUGUGAGACUAACAGAUCAUAGUAGUGUAUUUACAGCGGACGUUGGAACCAGUGUUGGAGAUUCCUCCGUUGUGGAAGAGACUCAGGGCGGUGACCUGCCAUUCCCAAGCUAGACAAGCCUUCAAGCGCAGAAUCCCGGCUGCAGGGAUGAGCGAGACUGGAGUUACGCAGGUCCUGUCGCUGUCGGGCUCUCCGCUUUCAUUCAAAGCUCAGCCUCGGACCCUGCACUUGCCUUUCCCCUCUGAUCAUAGUGACUGUUUCCGAGACCCCAGGGUGCGAUUCCAGUUGGUGAAAACUAAGCCAGAUCCUGGACGGGAGGUCACGUUGUGCACCAGUCCGCGUGUCUCUGUCCUGCCUGCGAAGAUGUUGGCAUACCGGGAAAGAUCUUCUGCUUUGGAAUAUUUUAUUUUAUUUUCAAGGAACACCUUGUUUCAGAUUACAUAAUUGCAAGAACUGAUGGGAAUCCCAUCUUAAAUUCAUCUAGUUUCCGCCUCUAUUGAACGAUUCCUUCCUAGCAGACAGGACUCUCAAUAAGGCAAGUAUUUACUGACUCAUUUUCUUAAUUAGCUUGACUUUUUUUCUGAGAUAGUGUGUCGGUAUAUAGACCAGGCUAACCUCGAAUUUGUGAUCCUCGUGUCCAGCCUCGGAAGUUGCUGGUAUUAUAGGCCUGUGUGUUAGAGGCCAACCUGGUCUACAUAGUGAAUUCUGGGACAGGACUUUGUAGGAGACGGUUUCAAAAAAGAAAAAGAAAAUCCACUCAGGGCCUGUGCUUACCUAAUACCACUUGUACAAAAUUUAAUCCUUAUGCGUAGGCAGCAAAACGCGUUACUUCUGCUUUCAAUUUCGGCUUGUAGCCACGCCUCCCUGGCUUGGCUGUUCUGCUGUCCGACACUCCCACCCCAGUCACACCUUUCCGUCUGGAAUGAAGUUCUGCUCCUCGUCCUUAGCGCUUAGAUCUGUUCCAAUCUCUCCCAAAUGCUUUACGUUCCGAAAAGACUUCCCAGGCGCUACCCAACCCCCAUACUGGAGAGUGAGCCGGAGGCCUUAUCUUGCGCUCAAGUCCCAGAAAAGUGGCGUUUUUCGUUUGAGUUUUUGUUUGUGUUGGUGUUGGAGGUCGAAUCUAGGGCAUGGUAGCAGCCAAAGGCUCUCCUUGAACUGCACUUUCAGCCCAGCGAUGCUUUUAUUUAGGGCUCCAUCCCUGCUCUUAACCACCCUUCCAGACCUAAGAUCACCAGCCUUUCCCUUCGUCGUUCAACCCAUUCCAAACGUGAUCCCAUCGCCUAUAUCGGACCUUGUUCCGCCUAAACUAGGCUUUAUAAAUUUUGUCUUCUGUCCCAGCUAGUUCACUUGGUUCUUGCCACACCUCAGCCCUUUCCCACUCAAGUCAUGGUUUUUGGGAUUGUUGCUCUGUUACCUUUCCCGUGCUUAGGUCAUGCCUUCUGGGUCCGGCCCCAGGCUGGUCUCUGCCUUGGCAUCGUCCCAAAAGCUCUUUCAGCUCAAGUUAAGCCUUCAGGGCAUUUCGCUAGUCCCUUAGCUGGACGCGCCCCUGGCCUCUUCCAUCUUAAAUCACGCCUUCCCAUUGUGGCUGACAACCUCCAAUCUCCUCCUCUGCCCCUGGCUACACCCCUCCACUCAGUCGCUCUUUUUCAGGCAAAAUGCAGCUAGUACUUCGGCCUCGCUCUCCAUACCCCCUCUCCUCUGUCGCUCCAUCUUGUUUCAGGCUCUCUCCCUCUCCCCCCAAAGGCCGGCCUUUGGAGUGCGCUGCCUUUCCUCAGCCUCGCCCCUGGUCCUGGCCACGCCCAGGACCACUCCCCGCCCGCUCGAGCCACGCCCUCUAGGCGUGCGGCUUUCCUCGCCCGUUCGGAACCUUGCCUGCUUGCCUUGGCUCGCCACGUGUCCCGGCUCUGGCCACGCCCUGAGCCCCCUCCCCGUCAGAGCGCGGCUUCUGGGUUGCCAGCUGGUCCCCUCUGGGUUUGCUGCUUAGACUUAGCUCCACCUCAUGGCUACGCCCCUGAGACGUUCCUGGCUUCGUGCUGGAACGUCUUUAGGUUUGCCGUUCGUCUUCCCUUCUGGCUCUGGCCACGCCUUGUGGCUCCUCCUCACCCAAGCCAUACCUUCUGGGUUUGCGCGCUUCCAGUUACACUCGCUGCCAAGGCCCUCUGGCCUAGUCAGCCCCGGGCCUCAGGGUCGUCCGGCCGGGCCAGCGCAGGCCCGGCGCCUCAGGCACUUUCCUAGGACAGUAGGGAUCCUCGGCAGGCCUCCGAAAGUCGCGCGGGUUUGGCCAGUCCGGCCACCUCAGCGCCCUCAGGGGAGCGCGGUCGCCGCCGGAAACGGAAGCGCGGGACGGCAGGACCAUGGCGACGCUGUUUGACCUCCCAGACUUGGUGCUCUUGGAGAUCUUCUCAUACCUCCCGGUCCGGGACCGGAUCCGCAUCUCCAGGGUCUGUCACCGCUGGAAGAGGCUAGUGGAUGACCGGUGGCUGUGGCGACACGUCGACCUGACCCUCUACACGAUGCGGCCGAAAGUCAUGUGGCACCUCCUGCGCCGAUACAUGGCGUCCCGGCUCCACUCACUGCGCAUGGGCGGCUACCUGUUCUCUGGCUCUCAUGCCCCACAGCUGUCCCCCGCCUUGAUGCGGGCCUUGGGCCAGAAGUGCCCCAACCUGAAGCGUCUCUGCCUGCACGUGGCUGAUCUGAGCAUGGUGCCUAUCACCAGCCUGCCUGCCACGCUGAGAACCCUGGAGCUGCACAGCUGCGAGAUCUCAAUGGCCUGGUUGCAGAAGGAGGUGGACCCCACGGUGCUGCCCCUGCUGGAGUGCAUCGUGCUGGAUCGAGUGCCAGCCUUCCGUGACGAGCACCUGCAGGGCCUUACCCGCUUCAGAGCCCUGCGCUCACUGGUGCUGGGUGGCACCUACCGGGUCACUGAGACCGGGCUGGAUGCCAGCCUGCAGGAGCUCAGUUACCUGAAAAGGCUAGAGGUGCUGGGCUGCACCCUGUCAGCUGACAGCACCCUGCUGGCUAUCAGCCGAAACCUCCGAGAUGUGCGCAAGAUUCGGCUGACCGUUGGGGGCCUCUCAGCCCAGGGUCUGGUUUUCCUGGAGGGAAUGCCUGCCCUGGAGAGCUUGUGCUUCCAGGGUCCCCUCAUCACCCCAGAAAUGCCCACACCUGCUCAGAUUGUGUCCUCCUGCCUCACCAUGCCUAAGCUUAGAGUGCUUGAGGUGCAAGGGCUUGGUUGGGAGGGCCAGGAGGCAGAGAAGGUUCUAUGUAAGGGCCUGCCCAACUGCCUGGUUAUUGUCAGGGCUUGUCCCAAAGAAUCCAUGGAUUGGUGGAUGUGAAGGCAUCACCCAUCCAUCCCUGGGACCUGUCCUAGAUUUCAAAGUUGACCUUCUAAGCACCAAACUGAAACAUGGAAAUUAAUUAGGCUUGAGGGAACUAGAGGUCACAAGGAAAGGAAACCAAGACCUUGGGACCUCCAGAACUGGGGUUAAUCUGUAAUUAGAGUGACCUCAGACUUGUCAUCCAGCCUCUGGGAGGCCCAAUUCACAUGGUUAGGAAUAGGCAUCAUAGCUACCUCAUGAUUCAUUUGUAAUCCCCCCCCACCCUUUUUUCCAGUUCCUGGGGAUCAAUUAGGCAAGCACUGCUGUGCUACUGAAUCACAUAGGAGCCCCAGGAAGCCUUAAUCUCUAACAGAUCCCAGAAGACCCUGAUAGAGGGAUCAUUUUCAGGAAUGGUCAGGUACAAGUGAAUGGGAGCAAGGGCUCUAAGAUCUGCUUGGUAGUCUGCCUCAUGCUUUGGAGACACAGGUCGGGGCAUGCUGUUGAAUUGUCCUAGUGUUCUAAAAGUUUCUCAAUUGUAUUUUAUAUACUGCCUUUUUCAAGUUUUCUACAGCAUAUAAUAUUUUACUAUUAAAGAAAAAAUGUUUUUCAAA
Psammomys obesus (fat sand rat) is the source of this 3983-nucleotide messenger RNA. RefSeq names its product F-box and leucine rich repeat protein 12 (gene Fbxl12). The transcript is spliced from 3 exons. The record is from RefSeq and is a predicted model, not a curated record. Gene Ontology annotation, biological process: positive regulation of protein ubiquitination; SCF-dependent proteasomal ubiquitin-dependent protein catabolic process. Gene Ontology annotation, cellular component: SCF ubiquitin ligase complex. Gene Ontology annotation, molecular function: protein binding. Lineage: Eukaryota; Metazoa; Chordata; Mammalia; Rodentia; Muridae. Bases 2410 to 3390 code for a protein of 326 amino acids.